Coccomyxa subellipsoidea C-169 is the source of this 961-nucleotide messenger RNA. RefSeq lists its product as hypothetical. The coding region runs from base 198 to 509 and encodes 103 amino acids. Lineage: Eukaryota; Viridiplantae; Chlorophyta; Trebouxiophyceae; Coccomyxaceae. The transcript is spliced from 3 exons. The record is from RefSeq and is a predicted model, not a curated record.
AUGUGAGCCCUCACUUGAAAAUCUUCUCGACUCCUCAUCACUGCAUAUCUCUUUGUUGAAAGCUGUCGUCCAGGAUUUUUUUGGAAGUCACAUAGUUUUGGGUUGUCCUAUUCUUCUGCGUUGGCUGUCUUUGCCGAAAUUAGAGUGCAAGACAAUAAAAUAAUAUUGAAACUUGAUCUGCACUUUUCGGAUUCAAGAUGAACGAGCGGAAGGCCAGGAAAGAAAUGAACAGAUGGAAUAAGCUAAUUGUAUCUCUCGCAAUUGACUUCGUGGGAAUGUCAUCGUACAUAGUGCCUGGAGCCGGAAACAUCUCCGACAUAGGAUGGGCACCAGUGCAGGCAUUCAUAGUGCACCACCUCUAUAACAACAGGCUCUUGACGACGUUGAGCUUCAUUGAGGAGGUCCUACCAUUCACAGACAUCGUCCCAUCUGCCACCAUUGGCUGGCUGAUGGAGUACACAAGAGCCGGCAAGAGGGCCCAGGAUGAAGCCGAACAAGUGCGAACGUGAGGAGGUUGUAGCACUGGGCACCAAUAACUUAUGAGUGCUACUGAACCGCCUUCCUGAUGGCAUCAUGCUUGGGAUCAAAGCAAUGGAAGAUAAACAGCAAGCCGCCAGUAAAGAAUGGGAGCGUUGAAGAAUUUGGGACUGACUUCUUGAAUCCACACUUCUGGGACUGUUGCAUGAUGCCGCUUGGCAAUUUUGGUUUCUGAUAAUUUGUGGCUGUGCCACCUAGAGUGCUUGGACAGAGUGAGCAGAGUACUGAAUAUGUAGGACUGCCUAAUGUGGCAAUUUGGAUCAACUGGACGCAUGAUGCUGACGCGUAGAUUUGUCAGAAUCCUGGAGUGGACGAGACACAGUUGACAGUUUGAUAGCUUUGAAAAUAUGUCUCUUCAGGAUGAGCUCUGGAUUUGAACAAGAGAUCAAGUGGUGUUCAAGAUGUGUGGCAAGAAGGGCAGAUU